UUAGAAAUCGGCAAAAAAUUUAGUUGUACAUAUUUAAAAUACAUUCUAAUGGAUAAAAAGCCUGCCGGAAACAUUCAGGGUACUAUUUUAAGUACACAAAAUGCCCAGAGGUUAAUUUCUUCGGGUAUUCCUUCACUGGACGAUUUAUUGGGUGGAGGAUUACCUGUAGGAACCGUGGCAUUAAUAGAGGAAGACCUGCAUGGGGCAUAUUCUAAAAUUAUACUAAAAUAUUUUCUUGCGGAAGGCAUUGUAUCAAAACACUCUACUUUAAUAGCUAGUCAGGAUAUAAAUCCUUUUAAUAUAAUUAAGGAACUACCAGCUGUGAUCGAUAGUGACCCUGAAUCAUCAAAACCUAAAACUAGUGGGACCAGUGAUAAAAUGAAAAUUGCUUUUAGAUAUCAAAAUAUUCAAGUUUCUAAUGAUUCAAAAUUACAUAGUUUAGGGCAUUACUAUGAUCUUUCAAAAAAUAUGUCAUUAAAUGAUAUAGAAAAUUCUGAUAUUUCAUAUUGGAGUGGACAGCGACUUGAAAAUGGAUCAAAUUCAUUUGCAAAUCCUGCCUACAAUCAACUUUUAAAGUCAAUUAAAGAUAAAAUUAAGGAUGGAAAAUUUUUCCUUAAGGACAAUCCAAGCAAAAAGUCAAUAUUACGUAUUGGCAUCCACUCACUGGGGUCACCUAUGUGGCUGCCAUACAGAAAAGCAUUGCAUUCCAUAGAUAGCAGUCGAGACUUGGACAUGUUUAUAUUUUGCCUUAGAGCUUUAGUAAGGUCUGCUUAUGCAGUGGCUGUUAUCACAAUACCAACACAUUUAUAUCAUGAGGUUUCUUUGGAAAGGUGUGUACAUUCAAGUGAUAUUGCGAUGAGACUUCAGGCUUUUUGUGGUACAGAACUGGAAAGUAACCAGGCUCUGUCGGAUUUCCACGGUUUUUUUUAUUUAAAGAAAAUAGCGGCGAUUAAUUCUCUUGCCUCAAAACAUCCAGGAUCGGUGGAAUAUGUUUUUAAAUUAAGACGAAAAAAGUUGGUCAUAGAAACUCUGCAUUUGCCACCAGACAUACAAGAAUCUAUGGACUCCAAAAAAAAUGACAUUCCAUCUGUUGGUUGUGGCGGAAGCAAUAAACAUUUGUUGGAAUUUUAAUGAAUUACCCAAACUCUUAUUUAUUACAAAGUAUUAUAUUUUCAUUAGUGAU
Messenger RNA from Brassicogethes aeneus, 1183 nucleotides. NCBI's taxonomy places the organism in Eukaryota, Metazoa, Arthropoda, Insecta, Coleoptera, Nitidulidae. The record is from the annotation of a GenBank genome assembly.